Brassica napus (rape) is the source of this 339-nucleotide messenger RNA. RefSeq lists its product as uncharacterized. Bases 1 to 339 code for a protein of 112 amino acids. The transcript is spliced from 2 exons. The record is from RefSeq and is a predicted model, not a curated record. NCBI's taxonomy places the organism in Eukaryota, Viridiplantae, Streptophyta, Magnoliopsida, Brassicales, Brassicaceae.
AUGCCUCGGUCUAUAAGCACAUCCUCGAGUCUCAUGUAUUCUAAGAAAGAUCAAAGGUUAUACGUUCCAACUCCUGGAUCAGAUUACUUGUACUCCUUGGAUCCUAACUCCAAGGAGAAUGACCAUCCCGAGUUCGUUGACAUGUUUCCUGACUAUCUUCCUGAAGAGCAUUUGGAUCACGAUGUGGACGAGAUGAACUCGUGUGCCACAACAGUCCACUUUGUGGAUGCAGCUUCAGGCGAACAAUUCUUCGUCAAAUGGUUCUUUAAGGACCAGCUUGAGAUAGACAUUGGAGACUUCUGUAUCUUUCUUGGACAAGGUGAACCUUUUUGUGUUUAG